This is a messenger RNA of Exaiptasia diaphana, 2613 nucleotides long. Its product is annotated as protein NLRC5. The record is from RefSeq and is a predicted model, not a curated record. The annotation marks the transcript as partial. Gene Ontology annotation, molecular function: protein binding. Lineage: Eukaryota; Metazoa; Cnidaria; Anthozoa; Actiniaria; Aiptasiidae. The transcript has a single exon.
UUUGAGUGUGACUGUUUUGAUAGCAAGUUAUUUAUUUUGAUUUUAGAAAAGGGGAUUGGUAGGUAAAAGAUAAUAAUACCUCACAAUAUUUCAGGAAUAAUUUUUUUAUAUUCGACGCGCUUCAUUAAAAUCGAGAGUCCGACCUUGGAGACUCAAUUUUUGGGUAAAAUGCAUGUCAAUUAGAAAUGUCUGCGAACAUAAAUGUAUUUGGUUAAUUUACGAUUAAUUUCUUGUCUUUUUUUUUUAGAUGUAGAAUUGUAUUCCAUCAAACUCAAGGAAGCGAUAACAAAGCAAACAGAUUUGCUACCYAGAAGYKRAGAUCAAUCAAGGCUGCCCCUGAAAACUGACGAUAUUUUCACAAAUUUAACUGUAUACCAAGGCAAGCAAAAAUCUCUGCAAGAAAAAGCUGAAAAAAGUCAAUGCGCUCGAAAGACCGUGACUGAAAUCACAGAGAUAUUUGUCAGUGGCGAAAACGAAGAAGAGAAUCCCAAGUCAAUUCUAGUUUCAGGCGAACCAGGUAUUGGAAAAACACUGUUCUCGCACAAAAUCGUCAGAGACUGGUCAACAGAUUGCAUAUCGAUCCCUAACAUUAAAUUUACUUACCUGAUAACGUUCAGGCAACUUGUCAUGCUUGGCAACAAAGAGCUCACCCUCAGAGAACUGCUUAACCUCUCCCCGCUGUUGAACGAAAGAACCAUGAUAGACGAGAAAGUGAUGGCACACAUCGCUCAGCACUCGGACCAGUUAUUUAUUAUUUUCGAUGGAUUUGAUGAAUACAAAGACCACAAUGAAUUAUUGGGAGAUUUUGAAAGACAAUUUGAAAAUGAUACUAAAACCAAGAUGCCGGUAGCUGCUCUGAUCAGCAAACUAAUCCAAAGGAAGAUCUUGCGCGACUCAGUCAUCAUAAUAACUUCAAGACCGGGCGAAGCCGACGAGUUGGACAAAAAACUCCACUUUAACAGAUGUGUGGAAAUUACGGGAUUCUCAGAAGAACAGGUCCUUCAAUAUGUUGAGAAGUAUUUUAACUCUAAACCAGAAGAAGUAAAAAAGAUGGCCAUGGAGAAAGUCAAAGCAACCGCACAUUACAUGUCAUUUGGUCGCGUCCCUCUGAGGUGUUUGUUCGUGUGCCAAGUAAUCGAGUAUGAAAUCCAAAAUAACAUUACUAGAGAUAAUUCAAUUCCUCUAAAACUUACACAGUUUUAUUGUGAAGUUAUUAGAUGUCUAGAGAGGAAUAAUAGAGAAAUCCGUAGUCUAGAUGAGGAAGCGUUGUUGUUAGCUGUUGAGAAAACUUUGGAUAAUUUUUCUAAACUAGCCGCACAGUUGUAUCAACAAAAUCGUUUCACUUUUUCUCAACAAGACUUAAAAAAGCUAAAAUUACCAGAAGUUGAAAUAUCUUACCUUAAAUCAAGUAAUUUAAUAUUUUGUUAUCCUGUUGCCAGUGAUUCUCCAUUCCCACAAACAACUCUUGAAUAUAGUUUCUCACAUUUAACCAUUCAAGAGUUUUUUGUUGCUUGUCAUUUGGUGAAGAAGCGCUCAAUGGCGGUACAAGAAACCUCUAACAUGGUGCACAUAUUCACGAGUGGUUUGUUGGGUUUAGAUCAGGAGAACAACAACGAUAAAUGUAUGUCGAAAGUACUAGAGUCUGUAUGGAAACAAGGGAUGCAUGAUUGGAGACAACGCGUUAUGUUAUUGCGCUGUCUCCAUGAGUACGGCCUAGAGAAAGAAUUCACACGACAAGAACUGACUACAAAUCGUGACUACAGAUACUGGACUAGUGAUGGGUGGAUUGGAUUAGAUGGUGUAACCGACACGGACUUUGAUGCACUCGCUAUGUUAUUAGAAUCCACUGCUACAUCAAUAUCAUCACCACCACACAGAUUACACACUGUUUUGUCAUGGUUUACUCGUGUCAAGUCAUCACCACCACACACAUUGGGCAUUUAUGACUCACAGAUAACCAUUACCAUGUUAAAUAGAUUGUUGUCAUCUCUUCAUUCAAACUCCACAAUCACUAGACUGAGGCUGGUGUCGUGUGGUUUGAAUGAUGAUCACGUAAAGUGUUUGUGUAAAUAUUUAAUCAACAUUCACAUCACCUCGCUAGACCUGUCUCACAAUAACAUAACAGAUGUAGGGGUGGAUCACAUUGUACAUAGUAACAUAGCUAGUAAACUAACCGAUCUAAACCUGUCUUCUAAUAACAUAACAGAUGUAGGGGUACAUCACAUUGUACAUAGUAACAUAGCUAGUAAAAUAACCGAUCUAAACCUGUCUUCUAAUAACAUAACAGAUGUAGGGGUGGAUCACAUUGUACAUAGUAACAUGGCUAGUAAAAUAACCGAUCUAAACCUGUCUUCUAAUAACAUAACAGAUGUAGGGGUGGAUCACAUUGUACAUAGUAACAUGGCUAGUAAAAUAACCGAUCUAAACCUGUCUUCUAAUAACAUAACAGAUGUAGGGGUGGAUCACAUUGUACAUAGUAACAUGGCUAGUAAAAUAACCGAUCUAAACCUGUCUUCUAAUAACAUAACAGAUGUAGGGGUGGAUCACAUUGUACAUAGUAACAUGGCUAGUAAAAUAACCGAUCUAAACCUGUCUUCUAAUAACAUAACAGAU